UUUGCUGCAGCUCCAUUCUCAGGUAAACUGCCUCCCAUCGUCUUUGCCAGACGCUGGCACCAAUGCAGAGCAUUCUCUUUGCCGUGUUUCUAUAAAGACUUGAAAAGAGCCAACACAGCCGGCUUCUCACGGCAUGUCAUAGAGUGGAGGGGCUCUCGAGCCUGAAGGCCUUAGAAGAGAUGUCGCACUCUAUGAUCGCCACAUCCGGUCCCCCGUUACUAUGGUAACAGCUGCAGGCACAACUUCGUGCCCUCUGACCUCCCCCCAAAGGUCCUUGUCCCACUUAGGUUUCACUUCCCGCCUGCGCUUGCACUUAUGAUCUGUAAACCUGCUCCUUAUUUUCGUUCCCACGAGGCAUUCAGGUAGCAUCGGGGCGGCGCCCAGAACCCUUCAGACCGCCCCCCGCUCCACAUGACCUCUGACCCUGCCCCCAGUGUAGCCCAGCAACCUAGCUUCAUUCCUGGGACGCUCAAUCUUGGCUUUCCACUAAGGUCAGGUACCCGAGUUGGUGAGGUAGCUUCCACGCGUCCAAGCUUGCCUCUCUCUGGACGCUGCCCCAAUCCCGCCCUCCGCUCCGCCGCCCCCUCCAGAUGAGUGGUAGCUUCUCCACGGCGCGCAUGACACGCAUCCCCCCUCCUCCAAACGUGAGUUGGUAGCGUCCGUGACGAAGUUAGCCCGAUCCUCCCACGCGCGCCUCCUUCCUUGCCGCUGCUGCGCCCUCUCAGUGCCGCGGAUUCUCCUGUGCGGGUAGCCCACCCCACAUCAUCCUCUCGCCUCACUCCCAGAGGGUAGUGACUGAAUUUCCCCGUCCGCAUUACACCCGGACUGCCGCGGCGAGUCGGUAGGACCCGCCCGCUGACGUCACCUAGCCCCGCCCCCUCUAGGGUCCCGGGCCCUUGCGGCUGGGGCUGCCCAAGGGGAGUCAGUUGAGGCGGCGGGAGCUCGGCGGAGGGCGGGCCAGGUGGCUGGUCCGGGCCAUGCCGAGGAAGAAGCCCUUCAGCGUGAAGCAGAAGAAGAAGCAAUUGCAGGACAAACGGGAGCGGAAGCGAGGGCUUCAAGAUGGACUGCGCUCCAGUUCCAACAGUCGCAGCGGGAGCCGGGAGCGGCGGGAGGAGCAGACUGACACCUCGGACGGGGAAUCUGUGACCCAUCAUAUCCGCAGGCUCAACCAGCAGCCUUCCCAGGGGCUGGGUCCACGAGGCUACGACCCAAAUCGAUACCGGCUGCAUUUUGAACGGGACAGUCGGGAAGAGGUGGAGAGGAGAAAGAAAGCUGCCCGGGAGCAAGUGCUACAGCCUGUGAGUGCUGAGGUGUUGGAGCUGGACAUCAGGGAAGUCUAUCAGCCUGGCUCGGUUCUGGACUUUCCCCGACGUCCUCCUUGGAGCUAUGAGAUGUCCAAGGAGCAGCUGAUGAGCCAGGAGGAACGGAGCUUCCAGGAGUAUCUUGGGAAGAUCCAUGGAGCUUACACUUCUGAAAAACUUAGCUACUUUGAGCACAAUCUGGAGACAUGGAGGCAGCUAUGGCGGGUGUUAGAGAUGUCUGACAUUGUCUUGCUCAUCACUGAUAUCCGACAUCCAGUUGUGAAUUUCCCACCAGCACUUUAUGAGUAUGUGACUGGAGAACUUGGGCUGGCCCUGGUGCUGGUCCUGAACAAAGUGGAUUUGGCUCCGCCAGCUCUCGUGGUUGCCUGGAAGCAUUAUUUCCACCAACACUACCCCCAGCUCCACAUCGUCCUUUUCACAUCUUUCCCUCGGGACCCCCGCUCCCCACAGGACUCUAGUAGUGUCUUAAAGAAGAGUCGGAAGCGGGGAAGAGGAUGGACUCGGGCCCUGGGUCCAGAGCAGUUGCUGAGAGCCUGUGAAGCCAUCACUGCGGGGAAAGUGGACCUGAGCAGCUGGCGGGAGAAGAUGGCCCGGGAUGUGGCUGGGGCCACCUGGGGUAAUGGUUCUGGGGAGGAAGAGGAAGAAGAGGAUGGGCCAGCAGUCCUGGUGGAGCAGCAGACUGAUUCAGCAAUGGAACCAACCGGCCCAACCCGGGAGCACUACAAAGAUGGUGUGGUGACCAUCGGCUGUGUGGGUUUCCCCAAUGUGGGAAAGUCCUCACUCAUCAACGGGCUGGUAGGGCGGAAGGUUGUGAGUGUUUCCAGAACUCCAGGCCACACCCGCUACUUUCAGACCUACUUUCUUACUCCCUCUGUGAAGCUCUGUGACUGCCCUGGCCUCAUCUUCCCCUCUCUUCUUCCCAGGCAAUUGCAGGUUCUGGCAGGGAUCUAUCCCAUCGCCCAGAUCCAGGAGCCUUACACAGCUGUGGGCUAUCUGGCCUCCCGCAUCCCUGUGCAGGCCCUGCUCCACCUGCGCCACCCAGAGGCUGAGGACCCCUCAGCCGAACACCCUUGGUGUGCCUGGGACAUCUGUGAAGCUUGGGCAGAGAAACGUGGCUACAAGACAGCCAAGGCAGCUCGAAAUGAUGUCUACAGAGCAGCCAACAGCCUCCUGCGGCUGGCCGUGGAUGGCCGCCUCAGCCUGUGUUUUCACCCUCCAGGCUACAGCGAACAGAAAGGCACCUGGGAGUCCCAUCCAGAGACCAUGGAGCUGGUGGUAUUGCAGGGCAGGGUGGGGCCGGCAGGUGACGAGGAGGAGGAGGAGGAAGAGGAAGAGCUGAGCAGCUCCUGUGAGGAGGAGGGAGAGGAGGACCGCGAUGCAGAUGAGGAGGGGGAAGGGGAUGAGGACACCCCGACCUCGGCUCCAGAGUCCAUCCUGUCCGCCCGAAACCCUUAUGCCCUGCUGGGUGAGGAUGAGUGUUGAGUCCCCACACUGCCUCAUCUUCCCCACCCAAUAUCUUUGCUUUUGGACUGACCUGGGAGUAUCUCCCCUCUGCUGCCCCAAUUGUGAAUAAAGAUUGUCUGCUUUGUA
Messenger RNA from Choloepus didactylus (southern two-toed sloth), 2912 nucleotides. It is a transcript of the gene GNL1, whose product is annotated as G protein nucleolar 1 (putative). The record is from RefSeq and is a predicted model, not a curated record. NCBI's taxonomy places the organism in Eukaryota, Metazoa, Chordata, Mammalia, Pilosa, Megalonychidae. Gene Ontology annotation, molecular function: GTPase activity; GTP binding. Bases 978 to 2804 code for a protein of 608 amino acids. The transcript has 12 exons.